This is a messenger RNA of Caenorhabditis bovis, 540 nucleotides long. NCBI's taxonomy places the organism in Eukaryota, Metazoa, Nematoda, Chromadorea, Rhabditida, Rhabditidae. The record is from the annotation of a GenBank genome assembly.
AUGAGCGUCGACCAGGAAAUUCAAAAUAUUUAUUAUAGUAUUUAUAAUAUUAAUUUGACCCUUGUAAAUAUUGAUCAAGGCCUUGCGAGCGCUCUUCAAGACAUGAAUUCUGGAUUGAGUAUAUUUGAUACCCACGUCAACAUUGUUGCGUCAAAAAUCAACGAUAUUUCAAAUUCGACUCAAUCAACUUUUGAUCAUUUUCCCUACGAAUGGCUCUAUCUAUUCAUUCUUCUUUUUCUUGUUGCUCUUCUAGUCGGAUUGAGCAUGUAUUUAGUAUAUUACAUUGUCAAAUACAUUAUACAUUGGAAGGAUAGAUAUGAUGAAUAUCGAAUGUGGUAUCUGAAGAAUGUGAUGAAAAGACCAAUUUACGACGAUGAGGUGGAAGAUUAUUAUGAUGACGACGAACUGGAGUCGACACCACCACCAACAUACUCAGAAUACGCAGAAACCUCAAACAUUUAUGCGAACUAUCAUGAUCAACUUGAAUCGCAGCGAUUAUCCACAAAGAACAUAAAUUCCGAUUUAUCGACUUUGAUCUAG